AUGAACCCCAGCGCCCGCAGCUACCUCAUGGCCUCGCUCUACGUGGGGGACCUCCACCCAGACGUGACUGAAACGAUGCUCUACGACAAGUUCAGCCCGGUCGGGCCCAUCUUCUCCAUCCGGGUCUGCAGGGACAUGGUCACUGGCCGCUCCUUGGGCUACGCGUAUGUGAACUUCCAGCAGCCGUUGGACGCGGAUCGUGCUUUGAAUACCAUGAAUUUUGAUGUUAUAAAGGGCAAGCCAGUACGCAUCAUGUGGUCUCACCGUGAUCCAUCACUUCGCAAAAGUGGAGUGGGCAACAUAUUCAUUAAAAAUCUGGACAAAUCCAUUGAUAGUAAAGCACUGUAUGAUACAUUUUCUACUUUUGGUAACAUCCUCUCAUGUAAGUUGGUUUGUGAUGAAAAUGGUUCCAAGGGCUAUGGAUUUAUACACUUUGAGACACAAGAAGCAGCUGAAAGUGCUAUUGAAAAAAUGAAUGGAAUGCUCCUAAAUGAUCGCAAAGUAUUUGUUGGACCAUUUAAGUCUCGUAAACAACGAGAAGCUGAAUUUGAAGCUAGGGCAAAAGAGUUCACCAAUGUUUACGUCAAGAAUUUUGGAGAAGAUAUGGACAACGAGUGCCUUAAGGGUCUCUUUAGCAAGUUUGGGCCUGUCUUAAGUGUGAAAGUGAUGACUGAUGGAAGUGGAAAAUCCAAAGGAUUUGGAUUUGUAAAUUUUAAAAGGCAUGAAAAUGCACAGAAAGCUGUGGAUGAGAUGAACGGAAAGGAGCUCAAUGGAAAACAAAUUUAUGUUGCUCGAGCUCAGCAAAAGGGGGAACGGCAGACAGAACUUAAGCGCAAAUUUGAACAGAUGAAGCGUGACAAGAUCACCAGAUAUCAGGGUGUUAAUCUUUAUGUGAAAAAUCUUGAUGAUAGUAUCGAUGAUGAACGUCUCCGCAAAGAGUUUUCUCCGUUUGGCAAGAUCACUAGUGCAAAGGUUAUGAUGGAGGGUGGUCGCAGCAAAGGGUUUGGUUUUGUAUGUUUCUCCUCCCCAGAAGAAGCCACUAAAGCAGUUACAAAAAUGAAAGGUAGAAUUCUGGCCACAAAGCCAUUGUAUGUAGCUUUAGCUCAGUGCAAAGAAGAGCGCCAGGCUCACCUCACUAACAAGUAUAUGCAGAGAAUGGCAAGUGUACGAGCUGUACCCAACCCUGUGAUCCACCCCUACCAGCCAGCACCUCCUUCAGGUUAUUUCAUGGCAGUUUUCCCACAGACUCAGAACCGUGCUGCAUACUACGUUCCUAGCCAAAUUGUUCAACUAAGACCAAAUCCUUGCUGGAUUGCUCAGGGUGGCAGACCUCAUCCAUUCCAAAAUAUGCCCAGUGCUACCCAUCCAGCUGCUCCUAGACUACCAUUUAGCACUAUGGCACCAGCUUUUUCACAGAUUCCUCGAGUCAUGUCAACACAACGUGUUGCUAACACAUCAACGCAGAGGAUGGGCCCAUGUCCUGCAGCUGCAGCUGCUGCAGCUACUCCUGCUGUUCACACCUUUCCACGGCAUACGUAUGCUGCAAGAGUUCGCAAUCCUCAGCAACGUCUUCAUGCACAGCCACAAGUUACAAUGCAACAACCUACUGUUCAUGUACAAGGUCAGGAAACUUUGACUGCUUCCAUGUUGGCAUCUCCCGCUCCUCAAGAGCAAAAGUAAAUGUUGGGUGAACGGCUGUUUCCUCUUAUUCAAGCCAUGCACCCUACUCUUGCUGGUAAAUUCCCUGGCAUGUUGUUGGAGAUGGAUAAUUCAGAACUUCUUCAUAUGCUCGAAUCUCCAGAGUCACUCCGUUCUAAGGUUGAUGAAACUGUAGCUGUACUACAAGCCCACCAAGCUAAAGAGGCUGCCCAGAAAGCAGUUAACUGUGCCACCAGUGUUGCAAUUGUUUAAAGUUGAUCAGGGACCAUGAAAAGAAACUUGUGCUUCAUCGAAGAAAAACAUCUAAACAUCAAAAAAUUUAAAUGUUAUGGAAAAAAAUUGCAAAAUAUAAAAUAGAAAAAGGAAAGAAAACUUUGAACCUUAUGUAUCAAGCUAGUGCCAGGUCUAGCAAACAUGAUGCUAGUCCUGGAUUACUUAUUGAUUUUAAAACAAAACAAAACAAAAUCACAAACAAAGUAAAAUA
Molecule: messenger RNA, 2143 nt
Organism: Cebus imitator (Panamanian white-faced capuchin)
Lineage: Eukaryota; Metazoa; Chordata; Mammalia; Primates; Cebidae
Product: polyadenylate-binding protein 1-like
Exons: 1
Coding region: 1-1680 (559 amino acids)
Cellular component (GO): ribonucleoprotein complex
Molecular function (GO): RNA binding
Source: RefSeq, a predicted model, not a curated record